AUGGAGCAGGAUACAAAAUUUAGAGAAACCAUCCCAGCUUCUCUUCGACUGGCAGUCACACUGCGUUACCUGGCAAGUGGAGACUCGUUCACUAGUCUCAUGUACACCUUCAGAAUCUCAAGCAGGAAAUAUCGAAAAUGGGACGGGAGACUAGCAGAUGGGGUAGAAGGAUUCGAGCAACAAGUGUCUUGCGAAACAUAUGAAGUUGGGGAUGUGACUGAAGAACUGGAAGUGGAAGGUGGAUGUGGCAUCUCAAUGAAUUUAAUAUUGCCUAAAGAAAAGCGGAGAAAGCCAAAACUACCAGAUAUCUAA
Molecule: messenger RNA, 312 nt
Organism: Acanthoscelides obtectus
Lineage: Eukaryota; Metazoa; Arthropoda; Insecta; Coleoptera; Chrysomelidae
Source: the annotation of a GenBank genome assembly